GCAGCAUCCAACCUAUCGUCGGCAAUUUAUAACCUACAGCGCUACGUGUAUCAAUACCGGUUGACGAUGUAAAUGGUAUAAUUAAUUACGACAGAACGAAUGGAACACUCCCCUGCGAAGCGGCGCAAAACGUCGCCAACAACCUCACUCCCCAUCAACGCGCCCACGACCCCGAGUCGAAUUCCCGUACUGCGAAGAGAUGGAGACAAAACUCCUACGAGCAGGCCUUCUUUCGCGUCGCCUACGAAAGCGAGUUUUUCUAGACACAAUCCGCAAUUGCUGAGUCGUCCUACGUCUUCUGGGGCAGGCUCAGGGAAACCAGGUGGGAAGGAGGAGAUAGAUGGGUUAUUUGCGAAGUUUUUGGGAGGAAACCCUGCUGGGAGUGAGGAUUUGGGAGUUACUGAGGAACCGGAAAGGGCAUCAUCACAAGGGGCGACAGGACAAGGAGUAGGCACAGCGCUGGGGACGAGUAGGCCAGUUACGCCUAGGGGGAAGAAGUCGGUAGUGACAGGGAAACCGAGAAGGAGGUCUCAAUCACCUAUGAAGUCGCCGGUGAAAGUGCAAAAUUUCACGGGAACAUCCAAUGUCCCUGAUAUAUACCGCGGGGACUUGCCUGAUAAUCCAUUUCAGAAGAAAGGAGGAUUACGGAGGUCACCAACAACCUCUCAAGGCGAUGCGAUUCCUAACUCAAAUCCUUCUCAGGAUAUUCCAAGUGAUAUAAAUCCGUUUCAGAAAAGGACUGGGUUGAGAAGGUCUCCGAUUUCAUCGCAGCCAGUUUCAUCUCAGCAGCCUGAAGUUGAGAAGGAAGUUCAACAACAACCGGAAACUCCGCCUAUGCCUAAACCUGCUCUUCGAAGGUCUCCUGUUAUCUUGCAACCUCCUGCGCAACCUGAUUCGGCCAUUGCUCAACUUGGAGGUUUCCCUGGGAUUUCGCCAGUACGUAGAGGGGCUUUGAGGAGAUCACCUGUGAUUGCAGUUACACAGCCUUUGGAACCUGUGCCUAGUGACGAUGCACCACUUGAAAACGAGCCCGAGCUCGAACGUCCAAAUACAACUGCAAGAGUACUAAGGAGAUCCCCAAUAUUACGUUCAUCGCCACCUGUGGAGGUUAAUGCACCAAUAGAACCAGAAAAUCCAUUACCAAUUCGGGGGCGUCUUAGGAGAUCACCGGUGGGCAAUUCAUCGCAAGACCCAGUAAACGCAAAGGAACCAUCAGCCUCUCCUGCUGAGACUGAGACUCAAAAUUCUCUAAAGUCUAGGUUGAGGAACUCACCGGUCCAUUCUAUCCAGCCAGCUGAGACACAAGCCGCCAUUGAAGAAAAGCAACCCGAAGUCCCAACAUUCCGAAAAUCUGCUUUGCGCAGGUCUCCGAUAGUAGGAGCUCCAGUUGAGGAAAGCGGAUUAUCUCCUGAUCAGGUGCUAGCAACAACCCGUAGAGGCGCGUUAAGAAGGAGUCCUGUUCAGGCUUCUAAUCCGGAAACUUUGCAAGCCCCACCUAGCCAGACGGAAUCUACAACCCCUACAGCGCCAGUUCCCGCUAUUGCAAGAAUAUCUCUUGGGGCAAUUGAGUUGGAAGAGACCAUCGUUCCAGAAUUGGAUGAAUCUCCGCUCAUUUCUCUACCAGAGAAAAAUGUAUUCAGUGGUAGCCAACGUCAUGAAGAACCAAUUGCGCCCCUUGAAUUCCCUAAAAAUGUGGAUAUAGAGCAGCAACCUUCAGAUAUGAUUGAACUCGGCCGGCCAAGCAAACCCGGAUUUCAUGGAGAGCCCGAGUUACCACCUACUCCAACUCAAAAAGGUCUCGAUGAUCCAGUGGUUACAACGCCUCCAAAAGGUAUCCACAACACACCAAGUAAGAGAGGUAGAAGAAAUGGGGCUUUAGUUGAGAAGCUGAGAUCAUCACCCCUGAAGCCUCGUAGUCAGGUAACGGAAUCGAGUCAAGAAAUCAUCCCAGAUUCACAGCCAGAAAUUAUCUCUGCUCCAAAGCCGAAAAUUGAUCAAUCGACAAAACGCCGAAAGUCUGCUAGAUUUACAAUCCCAGAGGAUCCGCACGCAGAGAAGAGGAAAGCUAGAGAUGCUUUACUGAAGCAGCUUCAAGAAUUGCAAGCAGAUGUAGCUCUUGCAAAUCAAGAAAAUGAGCGAUUACGGGCCCAUCAAGAGGCAGGAAAGCGACGUGCGCCUAUAGCUCCCAAUUCCGAAGAGCUGCUGGCAUUUCUAGAACGAUCUACGCAGAAACCCGUGCAAGACAAGCCGAAACCAGUGAGCAUAUUCAAAUCUAUCAAUUCAUUCUUGCCAUUUUCGUCUCGACGGAAGACACAAGCUAUUAGGAUUUCAGAGAUUGAAAAACCACUCCCUUCUCAUCUACCGACCCAUUUAGACGACCCUCUUCCGUAUUUACAAGCUUUCUCACCAUUGAUGUUUACUUCUACUGUCACACUUGAGGAGGAGGCAUCGGCGCAGAAAUAUGUUAUACAUGCUUCUCAUCCUUCAGGCUCGUUUGCUGCAAGGAUUGAUAUGCUUGUUGACUCGGAGAGUUUAUCUGUGAAGCAGCUUGAAGUCCCGAGACUUGAUCCUGCAGCUGAGCAAGAACUCGGAGCUUUCGUCAGAUCAAAGACUAAAGAUGGCAGAAGCAAGGAACCUGGUGUCAUUUGCUGGUCUAUGGGACGUUGGACGGAGGUCGCUGUUCAGAGAGCAAAGUUCUGGUGUGAAGUUGAGAGCCAACUUGGUACACCUGAAGCCAGAGCCAAAUCUUUGAAAGCUCUGAGAACGGGAAGGAAACGCAAGAGAAUGGCUAUGGCAGAGGAAGAUGAAGAUGAAGGUUCUAGCAACGAGAAACCUGCGUGGACUAGGAAGCAGUUACUACUUCACAUGGGACGGACCAGUAUGGAGAUAGUCAACGAAGAAGUUGAGAUUCUCCUAGAAUGGAAAAUCGGCUUUGAUUUGACGGGUGAGGCAGAGAGUUCGAUUUCUGCGAAUGCGAGGGUUCCGAAGAGUUGUAUGUAUACCACUUUCCCUUCUUCCCCUUUCCCUCUUACUCCCCAUCCUCAUCCUUUCCAACAACGAACCUUUCAACUAAUGUCUCCACAGGGCAACAACAAGACGAAAGAAACACCCUCCCUCAAAUCCCCGACAUGUUCCAGAAACUCGUCAAAGAGAAAGGACCAUGGGGUGCGGUGACGGGGGUUGUGGGUUUGCUUAUGAGAGAUACGGAUGGGGAUUCGUGAGGAGUGUUGUGGUGUUGUAUUAUAGAUGGAUGGGUGGAUGGCUUUCCUUUUUAUGCUAUUGUAGCUAGCUGUGGGAUUUUUCUUUUGCAUCCUUUUGGAUGAGGUUGCUUGGCUUGGCUUGGCUUGGCUUGACUUGUAUAUUGCUGAAGAGAAGGGGGUUUGGGGGUGAGUGAUGAAUCUUUUUUCUUGCUUCUUUUCUUCUUGCUUGCGUCAUGGUGUCGACUUUUGAUUGGGUGCUUUAGUGGGUGUUUCUUUUUGCCUGAACAUGAUAUUGCUGAGUGCGUAGUUGAAUUAUGAGACUUCCUUGUCCUCAUCCUUCUCCUUCUCCUCCUUAUACAGUACCUACCUACUCCCAACAAUACCAGAAAUUAUCCCAGAAACUAUCCCAAAAUCAAUAAGACCCUUUACUAACUACAACUCAGUCACUCAAGAAUUCCAAGUCCACAAUCCUGCAAAAUACUCAAAAAACCAAACAUUUCCAACUCUACUCAUCAAAACUCAAAACUCACCACUCAAAGACAACAAAAACAUUCUCUCAACAAAAUAAACCAAGUACUGUAUCGUGUUCUGUGCUGGAUUCUCAUCGCUGAAGUAGUAAUUUGUAAUGCUGGAUCCAUAUCACUGGUAUCGAUUUUUUUUAAGUCAACUGAAAAGUACUACUGAGUUGUUUGUGUGAGGUUUUCUUUUUUGUUGUAGUUUUGUUUGUGG
Hymenoscyphus albidus is the source of this 3929-nucleotide messenger RNA. The record is from the annotation of a GenBank genome assembly. Lineage: Eukaryota; Fungi; Ascomycota; Leotiomycetes; Helotiales; Helotiaceae.